Messenger RNA from Schistocerca nitens (vagrant locust), 627 nucleotides. Its product is annotated as mite allergen Eur m 3-like. Lineage: Eukaryota; Metazoa; Arthropoda; Insecta; Orthoptera; Acrididae. The transcript is spliced from 5 exons. The record is from RefSeq and is a predicted model, not a curated record. Gene Ontology annotation, molecular function: serine-type endopeptidase activity. The coding region runs from base 1 to 627 and encodes 208 amino acids. Gene Ontology annotation, biological process: proteolysis.
AUGACGGGCCGCGCGGGCUUACAGGAGCCUGAUAGGGCGGCGACCCGCAGCACUCCGUUGCGUGGCGUGUGUGGCACCGUUCUGGAGUUGCUAUCAGGCACCAUCACUCUGGACGAGGGAGGCACCCGCCACUCCGGAACGUCCAUCGUCAUCCACCCGCAGUACGAUGAGUCCGACUCCUGGGUCAACGAUGUCGCAGUGCUUAGGGUGUGGAUGCCGUUCCCGCUGAACGGUGAGACAGUGGCGCCGAUCCAGCUGCCUGCGCAGGGAGAGGACACACCUGCCGGAUCGCCAGUCACGGUGGUCGGUUGGGGGCGCCUCUCGUUCGACGGGAACAUCUCAAACAGCCUGCAGAAGGUGGACAUCGAGGUGUGGGACCGGGACCUGUGCUCGUCGCUCUUCGAGGACGGCUUUCAGUCUCCGGUCUACCCCACGCAGAUCUGCGCUGCUAGCGUCGACGAACGGGGGUCGUCUUGUGACGGCGACUCUGGAGACCCCUUGCUGCACGACGGCGUCGUCGUGGGUCUGGUGUCGUGGUCCUACCGCUGCGCCACCCCUCCCUACCCCACAGUCUACACCAGGGUCUCCAGCUACGUCGACUGGAUCAGCCAGCAGAUCGGCGUCUGA